ACCCGUAGUAAGUAAGUAUCAGGUGAAUCUGAGUUGAGUCUUCAGGAAGUAAGAGCAAGAGGUUCACGGAGGAGAAUGUGACAGAGGGAGGGGGCAGAUUAAGGACGACCCAAAGAGUGAUGGAGAAAGUAAAGAAGGGGAGAUGGAAAAGAGGCCAAGGGAGCAGCAGCACGACCUGCCCUCAAGCAGUCUUCGCGUGCCUCGGGCCCCUAGGGCCCUCAGGAACUUUCCAGGAGAAAGGCGGGACUUCCUGCCCAAGGAUGAACGGCUUCCGAUCCGGAAGAAAAGAUUCUAACGGCUUUAAAGAUCCUGGUCCGGAGCUUGCGACUGGAAGGGAAAGUCAGCUCAGGAGGAUUAUGAAUCUCCCAACAGUGAAAUUCUGAAGACAAAUGCAAACAAUUCUUCUGAGGAAGAAAAAACAGGAGUUGUUUGGAGAAACAUUUGUGGAUGCACAGGGAAUUCACCAACCAACUUACAUAUUAAUAAGGAUAUAUAAACAAGAGGGAAGUAAGGGAGAAAAUGGCUGAUCCUUGGCAAGAAUGCAUGGAAUAUGCAAUAAUUCUCGCAAGAAAAGCUGGAGAGAUGAUUCGGGAAGCUUUAAAAAAAGAGAUGGCUGUCAUGGUGAAGAGUUCUCCAGCAGAUCUGGUUACAGCAACUGACCAAAAAGUUGAAAAAAUGAUACUUUCUGCCAUAAGAGAGAAGUUUCCUUCUCACAGUUUCAUUGGUGAGGAAUCAGUGGCUGCUGGGGAAUACGGUGUCUUGACUGAUAAUCCCACAUGGAUAAUUGAUCCUAUUGACGGAACUACUAAUUUUGUUCAUAGAUUUCCAUUUGUAGCUGUUUCCAUUGGCUUUGUUGUGGGGAAAAAGAUGGAAUUUGGAGUUGUAUACAGUUGUGUAGAAGAUAAAAUGUAUACUGGCAGGAGAGGAAAAGGGGCUUUUUGCAAUGAUCAAAAACUUCAGGUAUCAGGACAAGAGGAUAUUACUAAGUCACUUUUGGUGACAGAAUUGGGAUCUUGCCGAGAACCAGAGACUGUAAAAAUUAUUCUUUCAAAUAUGGAAAGACUACUUUGUAUUCCUAUUCAUGGGAUAAGAGGUGUUGGUACAGCAGCAAUAAAUAUGUGCCUUGUUGCAAGUGGAGGAGCAGAUGCAUAUUAUGAAAUGGGCAUUCACUGCUGGGAUAUGGCAGGAGCUGGUGUAAUCAUUACUGAAGCUGGUGGAGUGCUUUUGGAUGUAACAGGGGGUCCUUUUGACUUAAUGUCACGAAGAGUAAUUGCUGCAAGCAGCAGAGCCUUGGCAGAAAGAAUUGCCAAAGAAAUCCAGCUAAUACCUCUUCAGAGAGAUGAUGAAGAAUAAUUGAAAUAGUUUGAGUGCAUAAUUUAAUCACAAAAACGACUUUUCCCCAUGUCACAUGCUGGGGAAGGCAAAUCCUUCCAAUCCAACUGCAAAUUGAACUUGAAUGAGUAGUGCCUCUUUCAAAGUAUAAGGUUGAUUUUAAACUGUCUUUGAUUUCAAGAUUAUAAAAAUUAGAAUUUUCUUACUUGGCAUAAGUACAGAAAAGUAUUCUUUUAACUUCUUUUAAUGGUUUUUACGAGGGAAGAAUAGAUGGAGGGGAGGAGGAAGAACUCCAAAAUAAAUAUGGUUCAUAAAAUAAUCACUGUCCAAUUACUUGUGAGUUGAAAUAGUCAUGAAGGAUCUUCAGAAUAUAUGGUUUUCAGAAUAUCCUUUUAACUUGAUAUUUUCAUACUGAUGUGACCUUAAGUUAAAAAUAAAUAAACUUCUGUAGGAAGAAAACCUUAGGGCUUCACAAGCCAUAUUUUAUUGAAUUAUAAGAUUGGAAAACUAACUUAUUCCUUAAAUAAUAAUGUCUUAUGCAACUUGGGUCUUAAAUCUUAUUUUGAAAACAGCAAUUCAAAAGUCAGAAUAAUUUCCGUAAGGAUUCAGUUGAAUAGACUUUAUUUGGUACCAAAGUCUAAUUAUUAUUAAGGGAAAUGUGCUCAAUGGCUAGAUGUUUAUCAUUCCAUAUAAUUAUAUACUACAUUUAGUGACAUUUGAAAUUAACACAGUUUUUAUGAUACUUAAUAAUUGUACCAGUCAUAGGGAGAAUUUAUUUUAAACUCUUUGUUGACUAUCCUAUUGCAGAUUGCCAGAACAAUUACUGUAUUUAAAGGAUGUCAAAAUAAGCAAUGAAAAAUUCCUUGGACUAAAUAUUUGAUGCCAUUUUUAUCUUCCAAAGUCGUUUAUCCAGUUUAACUGAUUCAAAUAAUAUUGAUUGUUUUUGUAAACAUUGCAAUGCAAAUAGAGUACACUCACACAGACUUCUUUGGUAUACUCCAAAAGUCUACUUCCAGCAAACUUUUCUCAGCAGUCUUUGGCUUCUUUCUCCCACUCAUACAAAGGAAAAUUGCACUGAUUGAUAGAUAUUUUAACAGAAUUAAUUUAUUCAAGGCCAUAACUUGAAAUGUGAAUGAAACAUAGAAGCUUUGUGUUGUUAAUGUGUUUCAUAUUUGGUGAAAUUAAAAAUGUUUAAAAGUGUUAAAAAUGUUCAAGGUAGGGAAUUAUAUUCAUUGUCAUGUAUGUUGAAUAGGUGAUACUAAAAGUAUAAGUAUUACAGUUAUUGUACUUGUACAGUUGACUAGUAUAAGUACCUAAAAUAUCAUAUACUGUAUUAUUCCAAGAUGAAUUUGUUUUUUUUUAUUCAGUUUGUUUUAGCUAAAAAUAUUAUAUAUGUGGAAUAAAUAAAAAAUACUGAUAUUUAAAUUCAACAGUG
Molecule: messenger RNA, 2767 nt
Organism: Sarcophilus harrisii (Tasmanian devil)
Lineage: Eukaryota; Metazoa; Chordata; Mammalia; Dasyuromorphia; Dasyuridae
Gene: IMPA1
Product: inositol monophosphatase 1
Exons: 10
Coding region: 520-1353 (277 amino acids)
Biological process (GO): phosphatidylinositol phosphate biosynthetic process; signal transduction; inositol metabolic process
Molecular function (GO): inositol monophosphate 1-phosphatase activity
Source: RefSeq, a predicted model, not a curated record